Brettanomyces bruxellensis is the source of this 816-nucleotide messenger RNA. RefSeq lists its product as uncharacterized. NCBI's taxonomy places the organism in Eukaryota, Fungi, Ascomycota, Pichiomycetes, Pichiales, Pichiaceae. Bases 1 to 816 code for a protein of 271 amino acids. The record is from RefSeq and is a predicted model, not a curated record. Gene Ontology annotation, molecular function: rRNA (guanine) methyltransferase activity. The transcript has a single exon. Gene Ontology annotation, biological process: rRNA (guanine-N7)-methylation. Gene Ontology annotation, cellular component: nucleolus.
AUGUCGAGACCAGAGGAGAUUGCACCUCCAGAGAUAUUCUAUGAUGAUAGAGAAGCAAAGAAAUACACGGCAUCUACCCGUGUUCAGCAUAUUCAGGCUAAAAUGACUUUGAGAGCAUUAGAAAUUCUCAAUCUAGAGCCCGAUGUCCCUCAGUUUGUUCUUGAUGUUGGAUGUGGAUCCGGUCUUUCUGGUGAAAUCCUUUCCGAGGAAGGUCACAUAUGGGUUGGGAUGGACAUUUCACCUGAUAUGUUGGCAACUGCUAUAGAUCGAGAUGUCAGUGGAGAUUUAUUGCUUUCGGAUAUGGGAGAUGGUAUACCAUUCAGGCCUGGAACUUUUGAUGCAGCUAUUUCAAUUUCAGCAAUUCAAUGGCUUUGUAAUGCUGAUAAGCAUUCGAACGAGCCUAAAGUGAGACUCGCAAGGUUUUUCAAUACUUUAUACAGUGCGUUAAAACGUGGAGGGAAGUUUGUUGGACAAUUUUACCCGGCAAAUGAAGAUCAGAUUGUACAGAUCACCGGUGCUGCUAAAGUUGCAGGUUUUCAGUGUGGUGUUGUGAUAGAUGACCCGGAAUCUAAAAAGAAUAAAAAGCAUUAUUUAGUGCUUCAGGCAGGUAUACCAGAUAGGCCGCUUAAUUUAGGAAACAUGUCUGUUGAGAGUGCCGUUCAGAAAAAAGAGAAAAGAUUGUCCAAAAAGAAGCUUAAGAGAAUGGAAACAAAAAAGCAGUAUAUCAAGAGGAAGAAGAUAUUGAUGAAGCGGAGGGGAAAAAGCGUUGCCAGAGACUCCAAGUUUACGGGACGAUCCAGAAGACCACAUUUCUGA